Molecule: messenger RNA, 2487 nt
Organism: Tetrahymena thermophila SB210
Lineage: Eukaryota; Ciliophora; Oligohymenophorea; Hymenostomatida; Tetrahymenidae
Product: pre-mRNA processing factor 3 (Prp3) protein
Exons: 2
Biological process (GO): mRNA splicing, via spliceosome
Cellular component (GO): U4/U6 x U5 tri-snRNP complex
Source: RefSeq, a predicted model, not a curated record
AUGAGUAAGAGGCCAGGAGAAGAAAUUUAAGGGAAUGAUCCUUAAAAAAAAAUAAAAACUGCAGAUCUUCCUACAGCUCCAAGUACAGCAAAUAAAAUAUCUUAUGGCAGUCUUAAACCUCCAACAUCUAGCAGUUCUUCUAUAUCUUAUGCUGCUUUUAAAAAAUAAUAAUUAUCUACUAUGAAAUAGCCUGCUAAACCAAUUAGCCAAUAAUAGGUUCCUUAAUCUACAGGAUCUAGUUUGACAUCUGCUGCAGCAGCUGUAUAAAAUAAUUAAAAUGCUUCAAAAUAAUUAACAUAAUAGGGUAGUUCAUAAGCUUAAGAUAGUAAAAUAAUUGAUGCCGCAUCUUCAAAUUAAAAAAAUCAAGAUUCUAAUGCAUCAAAUAAAAAUGAAAAUAAAAACACUUCUGAACAAUCUUAAAAUAAAUUUAGUGAAGCUUAACCUAACCCAUAAUAAGUAGCACCUAAAACAAUUGAUUUAAAAAGCUAGUAAUAAUAAAUCAUAGAAAGAGCUAAGAAGUUAAGAGAAGAAGAAAAAAGACUUGCUGAAUUAAAAAAGAAUACAGCUGUCAUUUAAAAAGUCUAAAAUGCUUAAUAAGGAAUAAAACCUGGCUAACCAAGUUCUAUAAGUCAAACAAAAAUUCAAAAAGAAUUAAAGAAGAAAGAGGAAAAGAAACCUCUUACAAAAUAAGAAUUAGAAAUGAAAUAACUUUAGGAAUUUGCUAAGAAAAAGGAAAAAGAAUAAAAAUUAAUUGAAAAAUUGCUGAAAGAAGGCAAAAUAAAGCCAGAAGAUUUAGAUAAAUCAAGCAAGAAGGAAGAGAUAAAAAUUGACAGCAAAGAAAAAGAAGUACGUUUAGAUGAAAAAGGUAAUUUAAUCGAUAUUAAGGGUAACAUAAUUGUAAUUGACUCAAAUAAAAGCACCUUAAAAAUCAAUUAACAAAAGAAGCAACUAGAUAAAUUAACUAAAAUGGCUAGAAAUGCUCGUUUUUAAAACUCACAAGUAUUUUAAGAUUCUAGCAUAUUUACUACAACAAGUUUAAAGAGAGAAAGGAAGAAAAUGCAUGCACUUAACUUUAUAGAAGAUACAAAUUAAAUUGAAGACGAAAAAGAAGAAUAUGAAGAUAAAAUGGAUAUUGAGAGUAAGAGUGAAGAAGAUUAAUCUGGUUCUAGUUCAAGUGAAAGUGAGACUGAACAAAAAAUGGAAUAAGAAAACCAAUAAAAUGAAGAAAAUAUAGAAAAAAAUGAAGAUUUCAGAUAAUUGAUUCAAAAAACUGAAACUGAUUACAGAAGAGAAGAUUUUUAGAAAACAAAUAGCAAAUAUUUACAAAGUUUACACAAAAAAAAGUAGAGUUUGAAGCAAAAGCAUCACGAUCCUAUUCCAGAUAUUGAAUGGUGGGAUUUGGCAUUAUUCGAUAAUACUAGAAGAUACUACUUACCAUUAGACCAAGCUAACUAAACAAUUGCUAAUUAAGCAAUUCAAGCAGGAAACGAAUCUAAUGCUACAACUAAUAACAAUCCUGAAAAUUAAACAGCCAACGAAAAUAAUUUGUCAAUUAACAUUUUGGAUAAUUUAGAGAUUAUUAAGCAAUUAUUGUCUAAAUUAUAAGUUGAAAAUUUCGAAUACUCUAAGGAUUAUUAUCGUUAAGAAAAAAUUACUAACUUGAUAGAGCAUCCUAAGCCUUUUAAAAAUGAUGGAUUGCCUAAUUCUAAUCAACUCGUAGUCAUUCCUAACUACUUAACUAAGAAAGAGUAAAAAAAGCUGAGCAGACGUCAUCGUUUAGAAAAAGAAAAAGAAAAGCAAGAUAAAAUAAAAUUAGGAUUAAUCAAGCCUCCUCCUCCUAAAGUUAGACUAAAAAAUAUGAUGCGUGUUUUAGGUAAUGAAGCAGUUGCUGAUCCUACAAAAAUGGAAGCUUUGGUUAGAUAAGGCAUAGCUGAGCGUUUGUAGGAGCAUCUUCGUAGAAAUUAAGAACGUUAAUUGACUAAAGAGCAAAAAGCUGAGAAAUUCUUACGUAAGCUUAAAAGAGAUAGUGCUAUUGAAUGUAGAGUAGCCCUAUUCAGAAUUGAAAAUCUAUAAGACAGAGUUCAUAAGUUUAAGGUUGACAUCAAUGCAUAAUAAAUGUAAUUGCAUGGUGCUCUUAUUAACCCAGUAGAAAAUCCUGAAAGUAGAUCUACUAUAAAUAUGCCUGCAAUAGUCCUCGUUGAAGGUGGUCCCAAGGCAAUUAAGUUUUAUAAAAAGCUUAUGCUUCGUCGUAUUAAAUGGAACAAAAACAGCUACUUACCUAAAGAUGAAAAUGGUGAAAUUAUUACUCCAGUUGACUUGACAGAUAAUAAAUGUGCUUUAGUUUGGGAAGGAGUAGUUAAAGAUCACAAUUUCAAUAAAUGGAAAGUUCAUGAUGUGGACAGUGAAGUAGAAGCUAGAAGAGUUUUUACAGAAAAAAAUGUAGAGUUUUACUUUGACAUGGCAAUUAACUAUUAAUAUCCUAAUUGA